AUGGCUACAAUAUGCCAAAAGAAGGAAGCCUUGCCAUGCAUCCUCAGCCUUGGUUUUCCUCCUUUUUCAACGUGUAUUUUGAAAAACUUUGACAUUUACUCAGCCUUGACAUCCACUGGCGAAAGUGACUCAUUGGAAAAAUCACUCAAGUAUCACUUUAUCAUUGACAAACUGUUAACAGAAAUGUUACCAUGUUGAAAUUUACUUGAUGCCAUCUCCAUAUAUUUUUUUGUCUACACGCCAAUUGCACAUCUCCCAUAAUGCACCUUAUUUGCCGCCCCCCCCCCCCUCUCCCCCACAAAUUGGUAUAAGCA
This is a messenger RNA of Porites lobata, 314 nucleotides long. The record is from the annotation of a GenBank genome assembly. Lineage: Eukaryota; Metazoa; Cnidaria; Anthozoa; Scleractinia; Poritidae.